UACCUCUCUUAUCUUACUCUGUACCUCGGUUUUGACGUCGCACCACCGCAAAGGACAGCUUGCACGUGCUUAACUCCAUCCUCUUUAGCUCAAGGAAACCAAGCCCAUCGAUCAGCUCUUCCUCAACGAACCUCUCUACUUCAAUUCUCAUCAGCCUUCUCAGUCUCUUCCCAUGUCGACCACACCGUGGGAUUACAUCGCCAAGCUCGUCUGCAUCGGCGACUCAGGAUGCGGCAAGUCCAGUCUUACCAUUCGUCUCUGCGAAGGACGCUUUUCGCCUCAUCACGACGUCACCAUUGGCGUUGAAUUCGGCUCCCGUAUCGUCCCUGUCGGUCCUCCUCACUCAAAAAUCGGCGCCGCCAAUUCUUCAGACCCCGAUAACAAAGACCAAGAAGCCGACGGUCUCCCUGAACCUCCUCGGGAUGACUCCAACACACCCCAGAAGCAUAUGAAGCUUAGUCUUUGGGACACAGCUGGCCAGGAGACAUACAAGUCUGUCACUCGAUCUUACUUCCGAGGCGCAAGCGGUGCCUUGUUAGUCUUUGACCUGUCUCGAAAGCAAACCUUCCAGCAUGUUACAGACUGGCUCAACGAUCUACGACAGAUCGCCGAGCCUGAUAUUGUGGUUAUCCUGGUUGGUAACAAGGCAGAUCUGACACAACAGGAGGACAACAAGCGUGAGGUCACACGUGAGGAGGCAGAGGAGUGGGCCAAGCGUAACGGGGUUAUGGAAUACGUCGAGACAAGCGCAAAGAGUGGCGAGAAUGUGGAAAAGGCUUUCAUGCGGGUAGCAGAGAGGAUAUACAACAACAUCCAGGCGGGCAAGUAUGAUCUCAAUGAUAGAAGAUCUGGGGUCAAGGGUGCAGGGGCUGGUGGAAACCGCCAAGUCAAGCUAUCUGGAGAUGCCAACAAGUCAGCGGGAGGUGGCUGUUGCUAGAGGAUAGCCCAGGACAAUACGAAGAGGAGGGCACAAAUGAUCUACAGACACACGACGCAUCAUGAUACCCAGUCAGCCAGCAAACGUCGUCAUCAUCGAACAAGUGUAUGAAAAGCUCAAUAUGAAUUGUACACAAUAAUGCAUAAUACAUUGCCGGCCUUACCGAGGCCACCUUUAUUAAGGACGCAACAGAAAUGACAAUAUCAUAGCAUUACCGAAACAAGAUCCAUCCAU
This is a messenger RNA of Fusarium oxysporum Fo47, 1171 nucleotides long. RefSeq names its product P-loop containing nucleoside triphosphate hydrolase protein. Bases 173 to 937 code for a protein of 254 amino acids. NCBI's taxonomy places the organism in Eukaryota, Fungi, Ascomycota, Sordariomycetes, Hypocreales, Nectriaceae. Gene Ontology annotation, molecular function: GTP binding; GTPase activity. The record is from RefSeq and is a predicted model, not a curated record. The transcript has a single exon. Gene Ontology annotation, cellular component: endosome. Gene Ontology annotation, biological process: regulation of endocytosis.